Messenger RNA from Prorocentrum cordatum, 1107 nucleotides. The record is from the annotation of a GenBank genome assembly. Lineage: Eukaryota; Dinophyceae; Prorocentrales; Prorocentraceae.
CCGUUUUCAAACCAGGACGAAUUAACCAGAUUGGCUCAGCUUCUGCUGUCCACUGUUGCGCUGCUCUGCUUCCAAGCUCCUCCUGAGAGAACAUCGCUUGCUGCAACGAUGCGGGCGUUAGCAGGCUUCCUGACAGGCGCCUGGCUGAUUGCGCUGGCCCUCGCGCAGACAGACGAUUGCUGGGACAACGACAAUUGCGAUGCCAAAGAUGAUGAGCAGGCUCUCCUUCAGCGCACGCAUCAAACGAUCCUGCAGCACCAGCCUGGCCAGACGUGCAGCAGCCCUCCGCCGACGAUCAACGGCUACAACUGCAGGCACUGCUGCCCGGACCAGUGCGACCAGGUGGGCCACCCCGAGUGCUACGUGGGCGGAGGCGGCGGCGGCACAACGAAUCCCGCCACUCCGAGUACCCCUGGAGACCAGGAGUGCAGCAGCCCUCCGCCGACGAUCAACGGCUACAACUGCAGGCACUGCUGCCCGGACCAGUGCGACCAGGUGGGCCACCCCGAGUGCUACGUGGGCGGAGGCGGCGGCGGCACAACGAAUCCCGCCACUCCGAGUACCCCUGGAGACCAGGAGUGCAGCAGCCCUCCGCCAACGAUCAACGGCUACAACUGCAGGCACUGCUGCCCGGACCAGUGCGACCAGGUGGGCCACCCCGAGUGCUACGUGGGCGGAGGCGGCGGCGGCACAACGAAUCCCGCCACUCCGAGUACCCCUGGAGACCAGGAGUGCAGCAGCCCUCCGCCGACGAUCAAUGGCUACAACUGCCGGCACUGCUGCCCGGACCAGUGCGACCAGGUGGGCCACCCCGAGUGCUACGUGGGCGGAGGCGGCGGCGGCACAACGAAUCCCGCCACUCCGAGUACCCCUGGAGACCAGGAGUGCAGCAGCCCUCCGCCGACGAUCAACGGCUACAACUGCCGGCACUGCUGCCCGGACCAGUGCGACCAGGUGGGCCACCCCGAGUGCUACGUGGGCGGAGGCGGCGGCGACACCACCCCUGGCUUUCCUGGGGCGCCCGAAGGGUUUCCCGGCGGCUUUCCUGGCGGCUUCCCUGACGGCGUUCCUGGCGUUCCUGGCGGCUUUCCUGACGGGCUGCCGUGA